This is a messenger RNA of Parnassius apollo (apollo), 837 nucleotides long. Lineage: Eukaryota; Metazoa; Arthropoda; Insecta; Lepidoptera; Papilionidae. The record is from the annotation of a GenBank genome assembly.
AUGGAAGAAGAUUUAACCCAUAUUAGAAGAAAGAGACUCACUACAGAGAACGGGCUGGUCUGUCUGGAGGACUAUCCAUACACUGUGUCAAUAAGGUUGCACAGUAAGCAUUGGUGCGGCGGCGCUAUUGUGGGGAAAUAUUGGGUGCUUAGUGCGGCCCAGUGCUUUGAUUACGUGACGAAAGAAGAAGUAACUGUGCGAAUGGGUUCCGUGUUCCGGGACUUCGGCGGUCGUAUCCUGGCCGUCACGGACAUUCAGCGGCAUCCUGAAUACAAAAUAGACCAGUACUAUCCUGAGCACAACCUGGCAAUGAUCAAGACGAACGUUCCCAUUGCAUUCAAUAACCGGAUACACCCAGUGGAGCUAGCUGCUGCCGACUCGGAUCUGCCAUUUAUGUUUGGCGAGACCAUCGUCACCGGAUACGGUUCCGUGGUGACUGGUCAGAUCCGGGAGGGCGAGAACCAGGAGCUGAGGCGCAUGAUAGUGCAUGCGGUUCCUCGUCCCGAGUGCCGGCUGGUGUACGGCAACGACUACCAUCUACAGCACGAUCAUAUGUGCCUCCAGAGCACAACGAAGGGGGUCGCCUUGUGUGCUGGAGACACUGGCGACCCCGCUGUGCACUUCAGUGGUAUGAAUCGAGCUGGCACUUUGUAUGGAAUUGCCUUGUUUUCAGGCACUGAAGAGUGUGCUUACAAAUCCAAACCUGGAAUAUUUGCUAAGGUUUCUUACAGCCGAACGUGGAUCGAUAAAGUUUUGAACGGCACACCUGAACCGCUCGAAAGUGCAGACAGCGGUCAAAAUGAGAUUGCAAAUGAUAUUUUAAAUACUGAUGAUUAA